AUGGCCACCGUGGCUGGACUGGAAGCAUUACUGGUAAAUCUCGGCCUCGAGAUGCCGGUGCCACGAUUCCCAGCAGCAGACGUACUGGCUAAGCCAAUUGAUGUCUUCAGAGGCUACCUCGCCACCCUUCUGGGAUCAAUCCUCACUUUGGACGCGUCCGCCAUCUAUGCGGCUAUUGCCUCUACAAGUGACAUAUCGCUGGGCGAUUUGGACGUUAUAAUCCCUCGCCUCCGACUAAGUAUCGAAGACGUGCAGAGAGAGUUCAACUUGCAUAGGCCUGUAUCUCCUCUCUUCCAAAGAAUAUUCGUUGAAGGUGUUCAUAUCCGCUGCUUCUUUUCGCUUCGCACCCUACCUGGCUUUUUACUUCCGUAUAUCAGAAAUCGGGGUGCUUUGUACGGCCAGGAGACACAGCUUGGGCUUAGAGAUGUGACUGCUCCCGAGAAAGGCUACAACAAGGUGGUCGUCGAGUUUUCCUCUCCUAAUGUCCCGAGUGAGUUUAGUGACAUGUACUUGCGCAGCACCAUUCUUGGAUCGUUCAUCUCCAACCUGUACGAAUCCAUGGGCUGUGAAGUUGUUCGUUUGAACUAUCUAGGCGACUGGGGCAAACAAAUCGGACUGCUUGCCGUUGGCUGGCAGCGAUAUGGGAAGGAGGAUGCUUUGGCAGAAGACCCAGUCGGCCACCUCCUUGACAUUAAAGCGCAUAUCGAGGAAGAUUUCAGACCUGAGAUAAAAGCGAUUAAAGAUGCCAAGGAGGCGAACCAGGAUGCUCAAGCUUUGGAAGGCCAGGGAAUUUUUGAGGAACGCGAUGCCUAUUUCAAAAAGAUGGAAGACGGCGAUGCAGAUGCUGUGGCCCUAUGA
Grosmannia clavigera kw1407 is the source of this 858-nucleotide messenger RNA. Its product is annotated as arginyl-tRNA synthetase. Gene Ontology annotation, biological process: arginyl-tRNA aminoacylation; mitochondrial translation. Lineage: Eukaryota; Fungi; Ascomycota; Sordariomycetes; Ophiostomatales; Ophiostomataceae. Gene Ontology annotation, cellular component: cytoplasm; mitochondrion. The transcript is spliced from 2 exons. Bases 1 to 858 code for a protein of 285 amino acids. Gene Ontology annotation, molecular function: arginine-tRNA ligase activity; ATP binding. The record is from RefSeq and is a predicted model, not a curated record.